UUUAACAAAUUUUCUUCAUUCAGUGUUGGUUUUUCCGAUAAUUCAUACGUGCUAUUUAAAAUAAUAGUGUGCGUGUGUAUGUUGUAUAAAAUAUAAAAAAAUAAAAAAUAAAAAAAAAAAUUUUUUUUCUUUCAAAAUUAUUCUAAAAGAAAUUAUAAACCUUUGACUUUUAAACGAAUAGAGGCCUAUACACUGACCUCCUAAAUUUAUUUUACAAUCUCAAAUGACAGCAAUUGUAAGCAAUGUGUAUGUGCUGUAUAUGUUUUGUUGGUGAUAUUUGUAAUUGCAAUAGUAGUGACGGUAAAAGCAAAGCACAUGCUAAGCAUUGAAAUAUACCAUCUGAUGAAAUAGAUGUACUUGUUGUAUGUACAUGAAUGUAUGUAUUUAUGAAUUAUGCUUAAGAAUCUAUUGAUAUUAUUCUUCUUAAUUGCUAAUACCACUCAAGAUAUGGAUGUUGCAUGCACGUAAGGUAUGAUUUCGGAGCUAGUAAGAAAUUGACCGAUCUCGAUGUCUCCGCUAUUAGAGAAUGCUUAAGUUACCAAAAGGUUUAAAGAAGAAAAAGAAGAAGUCGAAAAAGGAUCAAGAACUUUUUACUGAAGAAGAACUUGAAGAAUAUAAACGCCAAUUAAAGGCCAAGCAGGAGGCUGCUGUUGCUAAAUCAGAUGCUGGUGACUCCGAUGCAGCAUCAGAUGUUGAAGGUUUAGCACCAACAGCUGCAACAUCAAAUACUGCUUCGACUUCUGGCUUAACGGAAGAAGCUACCACAUCUGAAGUUACAGCAGAGGAAAUCGAACCCGGUACAGGAGACGAGGAGUGGGCUAAAUUUAAAGCUCUUACUAGUGGCGUUGAUACUAUAUUACAUAAGACUCAGGACGAAUUAGAUCGCAUUAAAAAAGAAUCGUUUUAUCAACGUUUACCUUCAGCGGCUGAGAAGAAACGCCUUGAAGAGGAGGAGGCGGCACGCCGUGAAGCCGAACGUAUUGAAGAAGAGAAACGCAAAGCUGCUGAAUUAGAAGCCCAACGUGAUAAGCUCGCCGAAGCUGUAGUUGAGCUUUCCGAAUCGGAGGGUGAAAACGAGGCUGAGGUUGAUGAUAUUUUCAUAACAGAUUACAUUGAUGCAAUAACUAGUGGUGAAGUUCAACUUGCUGUUGUUCCAGAUUCUCCUGUACUUGAAGUUGAUACUGGACCAGAUCCAUUCGAUACUACGUACGCUGAAAAAGUUAUAGUUGGUGCGGAUAAAGCCAAAGGCAAUAAGAAACUCGUAAGCCUUGGCGCGGCAGUAGAAGUUCUUUCUGGUCGCGUAGAACGCGAAAAAGCUUUAGAGCUUGCUAAGCCCAAGCGUAAGUUGCGCAAAGGCAUCAAAAAUUUAUUGCUUAGCGAAAGUGUAGAUUUAGCGGAUGCCGAAGAAGAUCUUUUAGCGCCAGAGCCACAAAAGAAUCUUUUCGAUGAACUGGUUGAUGAUGUACCAGAACCAGAAGCUCCUAUCGAUUUAAGUGUUUCAUUGCAUUUGAAUUUUAUUCAACCAAAAAAACCCCAAUCGGACGAAGAAGAAAAGGAAGUUGAAAGUGAAACAGCUAAAUUAGAUCUAUCAGAAUUUGAUGUCUUAAAAGAUGAUGAUGAUGACGAAUUUGCAGAAUUAGCUGCCGAAUCUUUAAAUAAAAAGGAAGAGAUUAAAGUUAUAACUGAAAUUCCUGUGCCAAAAGCCGAAGUUCUUGCAGAUGUUAUUGAUGCUGACUGGGCUGAAUUUGAGCAGGAACCAUUACAGGAAGAAUUAGACAACAAAGAUAAACCUGCACGGCCGCCACCACCUGAGAGGCCAAAAACUGGUCCUCAUUUGGUUGAAGGGGCUGUCUAUAUAAGCGACGACGAAGAAGGCAAUCAAGACGACGACCCUUUUAACACAUCUUACGCCGAACAAGUUAUUAAAAAGACUACUGUUUUAGAAGAAGACGACGAUUUUGAUCCUAGGGCUGAGGAAAAAGUUGGACCACCAGUAAAGCCUCCUCCUCCUUCUAUUAAUUAUCUAUCGCAACCCGUACGCGAUUUAUUAGGUGGCAGUAAUACAGACUUAUCAAGAGUUGGUCCUUCUCCUAUUAUACCCUCUAUCCAAGAGAGAGACAUUGAAUCAGAGGAUUUCGAUCCUUUCGAUACUUCUGCUAUUGUAAGCAUAGUUCAACCAAAAGAAACUGAACUGAAGUUUAUUGAACGAGAAUUAUUAAAUGAGAAUAGUUUGAAGCAUUCGUUAAGUGAUCCAGAUUUCGAUCCUAGAGCAGAGGAGCCUAAACAAGAACCCGCAGCGAAUGUACCGGCUGUUCAAGUUAAUACUGAUACAGACUUUGAUCCUGCACGUCGCAAAUCCUCAUUAAGCUUAAAUUUGCAAUCAAAGACAGUUGGAUUUUUAAUUCCUAGUCAGGAUUUGCUGGGUGGUGCUGACGGUGCAAGCAAUAAAAAGCCUCUCACUCCUUAUUACGCUCCAGCCGCUCCUUCUAUUGUAGAAAAGGAACAAUCGGAUCCAUUCGACACGUCCUACGUACCGGAAGUUAAACCUACCGACAUUGAAUUAAAGCAUUUAGAGGACGAUUUACUGUCAAAGCCAACACUUAAGCAUAGCUUGUCGGAUCCCGACUUUGAUCCACGAGCUCCGCCUACACCCGUACCUGCUGAAGAUUUACUGUCUGUGAAAGAAAACAUUUCCGCCAAAGUACUAACUCCUGCUCAAGAAAAUAAGGACUUGCCCAGCUCUUCCAAAGAUAUUGCAGAUCCGUUUGAUACUUCAAUAGCGGCCAAUAUACAACCAGGAAAAGCUGAACUGAAGCUUUUAGAAAGUGAAUUAUUGCCGCAAAAACAGUCCAAUAAAUCGGAGAGUGUGCUAGAUACAGACUCUGACGCCCAAGAACUAGGCUUAGGUGAUAAAGUUCUUACCCCUCAAUUGCCUCACAAGAAAAUUACAGUUCCCGAAGAUAUUGAUCCAUUUGAUACGUCUAUAGCUGAAAACUUAGCUCCAGGUGAAACCGAAAUUAAACUACUUGAGAGUGAGCUUAUAAAUAAUUAAACACCAAAACUU
Molecule: messenger RNA, 3064 nt
Organism: Glossina fuscipes
Lineage: Eukaryota; Metazoa; Arthropoda; Insecta; Diptera; Glossinidae
Product: protein stoned-A
Exons: 5
Coding region: 527-3052 (841 amino acids)
Source: RefSeq, a predicted model, not a curated record